GGUGGGUUCUAGCUAAACCCAAAGACGUACAGGUUAAUUGGUGGUCUUGCAUGGCCCUUCGUUCCCUCCGCACUGCGAGGCCCCAGGCCCUCACCGCGAAAGCUUGCCGUCGCGCACGGGUCGCCUUGUACGCGACCGCAACGCCAGCCUCUACGCGAACUUCUGCCAUGCCGCAAUUGUCAGUAAAGGAACGCGCUAAGGCUGCGAUUCUCGGCGGCCUACUCGCAGAUGCCGCGAGCAUGCCUUUACACUGGAUCUACGAUGUGCCCAAGCUCCAGUCCUUGCUAGAAUCCAAGUCCCGCCAGGACACUCCUGAAUUCUUCCCAGAACCUUCUUGUCCAUUUUAUAAGCACCCUUUCGGCUCCUUGAGCCCCUACGGCCAUGAGCUGGUUCCGCUGCUGCAGUCCAUGGCGGAGAACGGGGGCGAACUGGAUGCGGAGAAGUACUCCGAGGCCCUGUACCACUACUUCACGCACACGCAGCCCGAGGCCUACCGCAACAAGAGCGUUCGCAGUGUGGUAGCGGCCUGGGAGGAGGGCCGCCGUGGGACGCAGUGCGGCGAUGAGGCGGACUUCCAGGCAAACUGCUUCGCCAAGGCCUGCAUCCUGGUGGCACGCUACGCCGGCCAGCCACAGCUGCGAGAACGGGUGGAGGCUGCCGUACGAGUGCAGCAGAACAACGAUCAGGCGGUUGCGUACGGCUUUGCAGGGGCGCUGAUCCUUGAGAAGGUGGUGCUGGGUCACUCCGUUUCCGAGGCACUGGAGUGGGCGGCUGCCGAGGGGGUGCUGCCCGGGGACGCCAGUGCGCUGGUUGGGAGGGCGCUGGGCAGCCGCAACGCGCCGCUCAAAGAGCUAACGUACGAGCCAGCUCCCUACAUGGCCGAAAUGGUUUCCAAGCACAUGGCCCUGCGAGACAGCCUGCCGCCCUUCUCACUGGCUGUGUGGUGCAACGGGCCGGCAUGCGGUAACCCGGCCGCCUUCACAAACGUAGCAAUGGCAGCAGCGCACUUUGGCAGCAGCAGCAACAGCUAUGUGGAAGGCGUGCGGGCAAAUAUGGUGGCUGGAGGUGAUAACUGCUCCCGCAGUUUGCUGAUUGGAGCACUUCUAGCGGCCGAGGGCGGGUUGUCCUGCCUGCCGCCGGAUUGGAGCUCCCAGGUGAGCGAGUGGGGCCGCUACGAACAGCUGGUGGACCGCUUGUUGGAGGCCAGGUGACAUGUCGACGACAUGGGUGUCGCUGACGCUCUGAGAGUAAUGCCACAGUAGGAGUUGGAUAAGAGAGAGUCGGCGUCAGUUGAGGGAGAAGAGAGGAAGAUGUGCUGCAAAAGCGUUAAGGUUGAGCGCGACUUGGUAGCGGCCGCCAUUUCCUCAGUUCAAGGAAAAGCAAGGCGCCGCACAGGACGGCUUUUCGAAUGACGAGGGUGCUUUGACAACAUUAUUCAGUGAGUAAUAUCGAACAUAUAAUGUGGAUGCGAUGCAUCGGGUCGAUGAGGGCCAUGUAUGUAUAAUACUUGUAUACCGAACCGGACGGGGGAGGAGCCUCUGAGAGCGUUGACUAAGGUUGCAAAUGUUGACCAGCGCUAACCAACAAGACGCCUCCUGUAAAAGCAAACUGAGC
Molecule: messenger RNA, 1614 nt
Organism: Astrephomene gubernaculifera
Lineage: Eukaryota; Viridiplantae; Chlorophyta; Chlorophyceae; Chlamydomonadales; Astrephomenaceae
Source: the annotation of a GenBank genome assembly